This is a messenger RNA of Wasmannia auropunctata (little fire ant), 952 nucleotides long. RefSeq lists its product as uncharacterized. The record is from RefSeq and is a predicted model, not a curated record. The transcript is spliced from 3 exons. Lineage: Eukaryota; Metazoa; Arthropoda; Insecta; Hymenoptera; Formicidae. Bases 5 to 937 code for a protein of 310 amino acids.
UACAAUGACGAGUGUUGAUGGGGCUACGGCCGACGACUCGAGCGACGCUGAAGCUGACGUGACAAUCGUGAGAGAAGAGAAACUCGUAUGCACUUAUAAAUCCGGUGAAAAGAACGUGCCGCAGUGUACAGCUCAGAUCACGCCAAAGAAAAGGAAAUUCGAAGGCGACGAGCACGAGUCGCCUGGUAAACGAAGAAACGUGGACGUGAAGACGCCGAGAAGAAAAUACAAUUCUCCAGGCAGGUCGCCACGGAGUCCAAAAUUGUCGGGAUAUUACUCGCCUCUUCACAUUACCGUUACAUCUCCGAAAUCCAAUAGGAGCCCUGUACGACAGUGCGAAUCUCCGAAAAGAAAUCAGUACGCGUCGACCGAUGAUGGCCCGUCGACUUCCACUACGCCGAAACACAAGACACACCCGUUACGCGUCAGCUUGCUUCGUGAAAAAUUUUUAAACUCGGAUCUAGAAAACGAUGGCACUGAUAAUAAUACUAACAAUGAAACAGAUACUGCCGUAAAAGCUGAUAAAACGACAACGAUUUGCGAAUCACUACAAGAUCCCGAAGAGAGAAUGGAAAAUAAUGAAAAUUUGUUGAUUAAAACGAACAAGGAAGUUCGUAAAAGAUUAUCUUUCUUGGAAGAAGAAGAUGCUUUUGCAAAGUUAAGUCAUAACAUAAGCCAGUCUGAAAGAUCUUUAAUCGCACUUGGGCAUUCGAGUGAUCAAGGACACGUGGAUGCAACCACGCUUGUUCCCGGCGAUGAGAACAGUAACGAUAGUGUCCCAAACAGUGUACAGAAAGGAGUGUUAACGAUGCAUCUCCCGAAAGAAACUACGCGUCAGACGUACGGAACUUGGCGAAAAAGUCCGCGAAACUUCAUCACGACGACAUCAUUCCCGAAACCGAUCUCGACGAAGACGAGGAGGAUGCGUGCAACAUGACCUUCACCCAGCACC